CUAGUCUUGAACUUUUGAUACUUCCAGCUCCAGUUCAAUACGCAGCGAAGUCAAGCUUGCCUCGAGGUUCCGAGCGAGACGCCAAUGGCGGACGACGAAGCGGCCAUCGCGCCCGCGGAGGAGUCGCUGACCAUGCCGCUGCUGGAGCCAGCCGCGAGCCCCCGUGACCCGUACGUGGAGGUGCGCCUGUACCGGCGGGGCGCCGGCCCGGCCAAGGUCUUCCGGUCAGGCCUGAAGGGCCCUCGCCGCGACCGCCUCGACGUGCGCGGCAUCCAGGCCUACCACGGCCUCCGGGCGCUCUUCGCCUUCAAGCCGGAGGCCUCCCGCCGCGGCCGCGGCCUCCGGAUCCGGCCGGACCCGGCCACCGGCCACUCCGCCCUGCCCUUCCGCGACGGCGCCGCCAUCGUCCUCGACGGCGAGCCCAAGACGUCGUGGACGAAGCCUGUGUCGAUGAUCGCCGCCGGUCUGCUCGUGACGGCGGUGAUGGCGUCGGUGGCUUUGGACGGGGUGCCGGAGUGGCUGCGGUCGUCGACGGUGGCCAACGCCCUCUUCGCGCCCUGGAUCCUCGCCAGCGUGGUCAUCAUCUUCGUUCGCAUCAGGACGCGACCAAGGGCUCCACCAUGAAUGGAGCCGAGCUUGCUACUGUAAUAGCUCUCCUCUGCACUGUCCUGAUGCUCCGCCUUGAAUGGAGCCGAGGUAGCUACUGUAAUUGCUCUCGUUUGUACUGUCCAGAUGCUCCUCUGCUUGUGUUCUCUCAUUUCUCUUCAGAAAUUGUGUGCCGUCGAGGCAAAACUCCAGGAUGUGUUUUUUUCUGUAUCGAAAGUAGCAACACUAUGCAGUUUGUAUCAGUAUGAAAAAUCAUCUGAAAGAGUCAAAACUU
Molecule: messenger RNA, 880 nt
Organism: Lolium perenne
Lineage: Eukaryota; Viridiplantae; Streptophyta; Magnoliopsida; Poales; Poaceae
Source: RefSeq, a predicted model, not a curated record